Molecule: messenger RNA, 1264 nt
Organism: Cladophialophora immunda
Lineage: Eukaryota; Fungi; Ascomycota; Eurotiomycetes; Chaetothyriales; Herpotrichiellaceae
Exons: 2
Coding region: 277-1179 (300 amino acids)
Source: RefSeq, a predicted model, not a curated record
CUCGGUCUCUCAGCGCCGCUGUUUUCUCCGAUCUUCAGCAACAGUGGUCCGGAUUCCGCAUAUAAUACUACACCGGCUUGCUCUGAGCUGAAAAGGGAUCGAAAAUACGCAGUGCUGGGGAGUGGUGGAGAAGGUUGGUUUCUUCCGACGAGGCCGGGAUUAAGGAAUCCCACCAAGGGCGACGAUCGGAUUUCUAUCUAUCCUUGCGCAAGAAUAACAGGGAGAGAGCCGUUUACUCUUUUGGCCCCUUCUUGCUACGAACACAAGAGAAGACGCAUGAGACGUUGGGCAUCGCCGCUCCCACUUCUCGGCACUGGUAUCUUGAUGCUAGCGAUUGCCAUCGCUCUCUAUCCUCCAGCUCUCCUGCGCGUCAACGCCGCGACGAAUCUGCAAGCCGUGAAGGCAAGGAUACCCGCGUGGAUUGCCGGUGUGAGGCUGUAUCAGACGGGAUCUAUCACCAGCAUCAGCGUCGUGAACUCCUCGGCCCUCUCAACAUCGACGACAUCAAGGUCGGCGCCCAGAGAAGAGCCACGGACUCGUCAAACGAGAGCCGUCGCCUCCAUCCCGAGCAGCAUGGCUUCGUCAGACCCUCUCCCUGAAACUUGCAUGCCGGAACAGAAUGCCACACCUCAGACAGCUCCCUCACCAAGCAACAAUGCCGACUCCGCCGCCGCCGAGCCCGAGCUGCCGAAACUCUCUGCCCAGGACUUCCGCGUGUAUAACCGGCUGGCGGCCAUGAUGGAUGCAUAUCACAACCAUUUCCGCUACACCUGGAACCUGUUGUACAAAGCCUGCACGUCCGGUUCUCGACCUGCCGGCAUGUCCCUCCGCAGCUUCAUUUCUCAAGGCCUCCACCUCUGCCACGCGUUGACAAUCCACCACACAAUCGAAGAACAGCACGUCUUUCCCGAACUCGCCGAACGCAUGCCGGCCUUUGGGGAGCACGAUCACUUAAUCACCCAGCAUGAACAGAUCCACGUCGGCCUGGAGAAGUUGGAGCAGUAUCUGGACACGUGCCGGAGUGGGGAGAAGGAGCUGCGGUUGCCAGAAUUGAAGGAGAUCAUGGACUCCUUUGGCGGGGUGUUGUGGGCGCAUUUGGAUGACGAGGUGAGGAUGUUGGGGGCGGAGAAUAUGCGCAAGUACUGGAGCAAGGAUGAGAUCAUGUCGAUGCAGUGGUGAAGCGAUGCCGCUUUCUGCCGUUUGUGAAACGUUUUGAGCGAUAGACGGGUGGUGUUGGCGCUGAUAGAGCUGCUCUCAAUUAGAG